UUCAUUCAUCUAUAUUUGCAUGAAAUGUCAGACGACGUGGCUAUCGAAAUAUGGAAGCCGCAUCAUAUAAGUAGCUUAAAUUUUUGUAAGGCCACGAUAUGUCAUGUGAAAAUACAUAUUUGUAAAAGUGUUUUUAAUUAACUAGUCUUUUACCGAAUUGUUAUAAUUUAUUUAAUGUUAUAAAUACGUUAUUUUAUUAUAACUAUGGGAUUGUGCAAGUGUCCGAAAAGAAGAGUUACAAACUUAUUUUGUUUUGAACACCGUGUCAAUGUUUGUGAACAUUGUAUGGUCACAAACCAUCCAAAGUGUAUUGUUCAGUCAUAUAUUUUGUGGCUUCAUGAUCAUGAUUAUAAUCCAAUUUGUACAUUAUGUUCAGUAAAUUUAAGUGAAGGAGAUUGUGUACGAUUAACAUGUUAUCAUAUGUAUCAUUGGACAUGUUUGGAUAAGUAUGCCAGAGAAUUACCAGCAACUACUGCACCAGCAGGAUACACAUGUCCAACUUGUAAAGAACGCAUAUUUCCAGAUUCAAAAUUAGUAUCUCCUGUAGCAGAUGUAUUAAGAGAAAAAUUAGCAGGAGUAAAUUGGGCACGUGCUGGUUUAGGUUUACCUUUGCUCAGUGAAGAUAGGGAACAAAAACCAGAACAAGAGCAUCCUUCAUUAAGAAUUGAAACUACGUCGUAUCAAAAUCAUACAACAUCAUCACCAUCAACAACUACAUCACGUUCUGUUAGCAAUGUUAAUUCAGUUCAUACUAAUAUAAAUAAUGUGCAUUUAAAUAAUCAAAAAGUUGGGCCACCCUAUUCAAUUGUAAAUAUUGAUUCAUCUAUGGGAUUAUCACAACCAACAUCAAGGAAAGUUUGUGAAGCUUAUGAUGAUCCAAAAGAAAUAUCCUUUGAUCAUGAUGAAAAUAAAUAUAGAAGAAAAUCUGCCAUUGAAUGGUUCUUAAGAUGGUGGAAAUUGAUAGUUAGUCCACCAACACGGCGUAGAAACUCACCUGGACCAUUGUACAAGAGAUACGCAGUGCUAGGUAUCAUGGGUAUAUUAGCUUUUAUCGGAAUAUUAAUUCUCUUCUCAUGGCUCGGAAGGAUGGCUACAGAUGGCGAUCCAAGUUACGAUCUUCAUGCGGAUCCUAAUAUUUUAGUCGCCGACAAAUCUGCUGGUAUUUAAUAUUCUCUAGUUUUUUUAAAAUCAAAAUUUGAAAAAAACUAUGAGAAUAUAAUAUAAAUGAUAUAUAUAAUAUGUGUGGAAGCAAUAAUUGAAGCUUGUAAAAUAAUGGAAUAACGAUAGUCGAACGAAUAUGUAUUCAUUGUUUUAUAAUUUCAUUCUAAAAGAAUAAUUAGCAUAAGAUAUAAUGUAUUGCUAGCCUUAAUAUCUGUUAAUUUUUGUGUAAAGUAUGCCUUAAUGUUAAGCUGUAUAUUUCGAUCUGUAAAGACUUAUAAAUUUACAAAAAGUUUUGUGAUUA
This is a messenger RNA of Apis mellifera (honey bee), 1462 nucleotides long. Its product is annotated as zinc finger protein-like 1. The transcript has 3 exons. The record is from RefSeq and is a predicted model, not a curated record. The coding region runs from base 205 to 1167 and encodes 320 amino acids. Gene Ontology annotation, cellular component: Golgi apparatus. NCBI's taxonomy places the organism in Eukaryota, Metazoa, Arthropoda, Insecta, Hymenoptera, Apidae.